AUGGGCACAGUGGAGGUCAUCCUAUCUUGCUUUGUGGUAGUUUUGAUGGUGGUGUCGUUGCUCUCCAAUGUCCUGGUGCUGAUCUGCUUCCUCUGCAGCGCAGAGAUCCGGAAACAGGUCCCUGGGAUGUUUAUCAUCAACCUGACCCUCAGCAACUUGUUGAUGACAGUGCUGAACAUGCCGUUGACUUUGGUAGGGAUUAUCAGUAAAGAGCAACCCGGAGUCGACACUGUCUGCCGAAUCGUAGGCUUCCUGGAGACUUUCCUGGUCACCAAUUCCAUGCUGAGCAUGGCUGCUCUAAGUACUGACAGAUGGAUUGCUGUCGUUUUCCCUCUAAGUUACAAUUCCAAGAUGCGUUACAAGGACGCUGCCAUCAUGCUGGGAUACACGUGGUUCCACUCCCUGUGCUUCCCCCUGGUUGCAGUCUGCCUCUCAUGGGUCGGAUACAACCACCUGUACGCCUCCUGCACCCUCAGCCAGACCCGAACUGACGAUCGGAUCCAGUUUGUGGUUUUUACGGUAGUUUUUCACACCCUCAGUUUUCUCCUUUCGCUAGUAGUGCUGUGUUUCACCUAUCUGAAAGUGCUGAAAGUGGCGCGAUUUCACUGCAAGAGGAUAGAUAUAAUCACCAUGCAGACGCUAGUGCUACUGGUGGACAUCCAUCCAAGUGUAAGGCAACGCUGCCUGGAAGAGCAGAAGCGACGAAGACAACGAGCAACAAAGAAGAUCAGUACUUUCAUCGGUACCUUUAUACUGUGCUUUGCACCUUAUGUAAUUACAAGGCUGGUGGAGUUAUCUGAGUCAAUACCAAUCAAUCCAUACUGGGGAAUUCUUUCCAAAUGUCUGGCUUACAGCAAAGCUGUCUCAGACCCCUUUGUAUACUCUUUGCUGCGACAUCAGUAUAAGAAGACAUGGAUGGACAUUAUUAAUAGACUACUGAAAAGAAGCUCCUUGAACUCCUCUGCACUUACAGGUGAAACACAAAACAGUAAUUUUGUACAAACAGAUGAAUGA
Messenger RNA from Pristis pectinata (smalltooth sawfish), 1014 nucleotides. Its product is annotated as G-protein coupled receptor 26-like. Gene Ontology annotation, cellular component: membrane. Bases 1 to 1014 code for a protein of 337 amino acids. NCBI's taxonomy places the organism in Eukaryota, Metazoa, Chordata, Chondrichthyes, Rhinopristiformes, Pristidae. Gene Ontology annotation, biological process: adenylate cyclase-activating G protein-coupled receptor signaling pathway. The transcript is spliced from 3 exons. The record is from RefSeq and is a predicted model, not a curated record. Gene Ontology annotation, molecular function: G protein-coupled receptor activity.